Molecule: messenger RNA, 788 nt
Organism: Symbiodinium pilosum
Lineage: Eukaryota; Dinophyceae; Suessiales; Symbiodiniaceae
Source: the annotation of a GenBank genome assembly
GCCUGUGCCUCCACCGAGUGGAUGGUCAGUCAGUUCUACGUCUGUCGCUCAUCAUCGAGGCGCUGCAAUCCUUCAAGGGAGUCACAGAGAUUUUUCCCCAUGUUCAAGAGCUGUCCUUCCGUGGCGAAUGGGCCUGCAGAGGGGGUAAAGAUGCAUUGCGUGACCUCAUGUCCUGGCAAGCUAGCCUUCGCAGCCUCACAUUCGAUAUUGUUGCUGGGACAAUGCGGCUACACAGCUCCAGCUUGGAGCGUUUCAAGGCGCUCGAAGAAGUUCGGUUGCACCUGCAUGCCUCCCGGAGAGAUUUGGUUGCUUUGGGCGGCCUAGUGAACCUUCGGCAGCUUGUUUUCUGGGGCACAGAUGAGAACACCACGGAUGCUGACCUUGUCAACAAAGCCUUCGGAGUUUUGGACCUCUCCAGUUGCAGGCGCCUUCGGGUGCUGGCCUUCAGGUCGAUGUCCUUCUGCCAUCCCGAGGAACAGGACCAUCAGGGCUGUAUGGCCCUGGCUUUUCCCUCCUCUUUGGAAGAGAUGGUUGUCGUCAAUGACAUUGAUCCUCUCUCUGGCCUGACACCGAAACUGCGCCACCACAUCCGGGGGCGACCCAUUCACCUGGCCGAGUAUGCGAGAAGCCAUGCGAGCUGUCACGGACAGGAGCGGUUCAAGUUGAUUUGUACGGAGACGCAGAUGCCCGGAACUCCCCUAUGGGAGCUGGAUUCUGCAUUCUGUCGGCAGACUCCCGAAGAAAUCGAAGAGAGGCGCUUGAGCCACCUGCAGCUGCUGAACGCACAG